Necator americanus (New World hookworm) is the source of this 2094-nucleotide messenger RNA. RefSeq lists its product as uncharacterized. Gene Ontology annotation, molecular function: polypeptide N-acetylgalactosaminyltransferase activity. NCBI's taxonomy places the organism in Eukaryota, Metazoa, Nematoda, Chromadorea, Rhabditida, Ancylostomatidae. The transcript has 17 exons. The record is from RefSeq and is a predicted model, not a curated record. Gene Ontology annotation, cellular component: Golgi apparatus. The coding region runs from base 1 to 2094 and encodes 697 amino acids. Gene Ontology annotation, biological process: protein O-linked glycosylation.
AUGCUAUUACCUGCCCGAAAAAGAUCACUUAUAUUCAAACUAAUUAUACUAAUACCAACUGUUUGGAUAUGUGCAUUAUUUUAUUUUGCGCUUACUGAUCGUACAAAAAGUGCCAUCCUCAAUAAUCAAGAAGAAUUUGCGAAGCGAAUUCCACGAGUGCCUUUAGUUGAAGGUUUCGGCCCUCCCAUCAACAUAGCUGUUGACAAGGAAUCACAUCCAGAAAAAUCUGUUGAGAAGAAGGAAAAGGAUGAAGAGCAUGAAGAAAAGGUGCGAAAUUUGCCAAAGCCGUUAUUUAUUGUAAAUGCCUCUGAUCCGAUCUAUAAGUCUGGUGAUCCGAACCAACCGGGCGAAAAAGGCAAAGCAGUGAAGAUUGAUAAAAGUGGGCUCACGGCAGAUCAGAAAAAACUGUACGAUCUUGGCUUCCAGAAUAAUGCAUUCAAUCAAUACGCUUCAGAUUUAAUUUCCAUACAUCGAACACUGCCCGAAAUCCUUGAUAAAGAAUGCCUGACGGAGAAAUAUCACGACGAUCUACCGGAUACUUCAGUCGUUGUAUGUUUUCACAACGAAGCAUGGUCCGUGCUUUUACGUACGGUACAUUCGGUCUUGGAGCGAACACCUGACAAAUUGCUCAAUGAAAUAAUUCUUGUUGACGAUUUUUCCGAUAUGGCACACACUAAAGAACCGUUAGCCACGUACAUGGCUCAAUUCCCAAAGGUGAAAAUCCUUCGAAUGGAAAAGCGGGAAGGUUUGAUUCGGGCCAGGUUACGUGGUGCGGCGGUGGCUAAGGGGAAAGUGUUGACAUACUUGGAUUCACAUUGUGAAUGUAUGGAAGGAUGGAUCGAACCGUUGCUGGAUAGAAUUAAACGUGAUCCUACCACCGUAGUGUGUCCUGUCAUUGACGUCAUUGAUGAUCAGACGUUCGAAUAUCAUUAUUCGAAGGCCUACUUCACUAAUGUCGGUGGAUUCGAUUGGGGUCUUCAGUUCAACUGGCACUCCAUCCCAGAACGUGAUCGAAAACUGCGCUCCCGAGCGAUUGAUCCUGUCAGAUCGCCCACUAUGGCCGGAGGACUGUUUUCUAUCGAUCGAGCCUAUUUUGAAAAGUUAGGCACCUACGAUCCAGGUUUUGAUAUUUGGGGUGGAGAGAAUCUGGAACUAUCUUUCAAGAUUUGGAUGUGUGGAGGGACGCUAGAGAUUGUACCAUGUUCACACGUAGGACAUAUAUUCCGCAAACGAUCGCCAUAUAAGUGGAGAACCGGUGUCAACGUCUUGAAGAGGAAUUCUGUUCGAUUAGCCGAAGUAUGGUUGGACGAGUAUAAGAAAUACUAUUAUGAGAGAAUAAAUAACCAAUUAGGUGAAAUUGGCGAUAUUUCUGAGCGUAAAAAGCUUCGCGAAAGGCUUGGAUGUAAGUCGUUCAAAUGGUAUUUGGACAAUAUUUUCCCGGAACUUUUUAUCCCAGGAGAAUCAAUAGCUAAGGGAGAGGUGCGGAAUCUGGGCUCUAAUGCGGAUCGUUGUCUGGACUGUGCGGUGGGUCGGCAUGAAAAGGAGAAGCCGGUGGGACUCUACGGGUGUCAUGGCCAGGGCGGCAACCAGCUACGAAAUCAAGGUGCACCGUAUUGUGUGGAUAGUCCGACCGAUUCCGAAGAUUCGUCGGAAAAACCGAUCACACCGUAUCCAUGUCACGAUCAGGGUGGAAAUCAGCUUCGAAAUGCUGGCGGUGGAAAUCGACAAUGUUUGGACUAUGCGGCACAUGGAAAGAAGAAAUUCGGCUUAUACGAAUGUCAUAUGCAAGGAGGAAAUCAGUAUUGGAUGAUGUCAAAAGAUGGAGAAAUCCGUCGUGAUGAGACCUGUGUCGAUUACGCAGGACAGGAUGUGAUGGUAUUCCCUUGUCAUGGUAUGAAAGGGAAUCAAGAAUGGCGAUAUAACCAUGAGACCGGUCGAGUUUUCCACGCUGUCUCGCAGAAAUGUCUGGAAAUGAGCAGAGACGGUGCACGAUUAAAAAUGGAACCUUGUGAUGCAGCGAAUAAAUAUCAACAAUGGAGAUUCAAAGAGUAUAACGAGGAAAAAGCGAAGCAGUACGGUGUUAGCAUACCGUAA